UAUCUGCAGUUCUCGAGUCGAGAAGCGCUUGCACCGUCCAGCUCGCAAAAUGAACGCCUUGAACCUUGGCCUUGUCAUCAGUGCCGUUGCGGCUACAGCCAUGGCUGGCGGAUUGCUGGGCGGCUAUGGCCUUGGCUAUGGUGGAGGCUAUGGUGGGGGAUUUGGAGGAGGUUUCGGCGGAGGCCUCGGCGGCGUUGGCAUUGGCAGCAGUGUGGCUCUCUUACACAGUGGUCCAGGCUUUGCGAAAGUUGUCGCUGGACCUGCAUUCCUCGUGAAGACAGUUCAUCACGUCAACAAGCUGCACGGAGGAGGAGCGGUCAUUGCGCACUCUGGCUUGGGAGGCGGUUACGGCGGCGGAUACGGAGGCGGAUACGGAGGCGGAUACGGCGGCUACGGUCUCGGCUAUGGCUUCAAGGGAUGAGCAUACAUUAGCACU
Messenger RNA from Rhipicephalus sanguineus (brown dog tick), 436 nucleotides. Its product is annotated as shematrin-like protein 2. The transcript is spliced from 2 exons. Lineage: Eukaryota; Metazoa; Arthropoda; Arachnida; Ixodida; Ixodidae. The record is from RefSeq and is a predicted model, not a curated record. Bases 50 to 421 code for a protein of 123 amino acids.